Molecule: messenger RNA, 1552 nt
Organism: Meloidogyne enterolobii
Lineage: Eukaryota; Metazoa; Nematoda; Chromadorea; Rhabditida; Meloidogynidae
Source: the annotation of a GenBank genome assembly
AUGCGGAGCGCGACAGAACUUCUCAACGACAGGGAGUUGUUCCCGGUGGAGGAGUGGUGUGACCGUCCAAGCUCUCAAUAUGAUUGUCUUUAUGGCUGUUGUCAGCACACCCAGUCCUGCCCAUCUGUAUUCGUGUAUUCUCCUGAAGAGAUGAAGAUAGCUGCUGAAUUUGAUUUUGUCCCGGAUUUUUUGAAAGAAAAGUCCAAGCGGGAAACCAUUGAGAAUCUUGAUGAUGAGGAUAGAUCGUCUGAGUACUGCGAUGGGACCAAUGAUCAACAUGCCUGCUCUGACAAACAUCUUGCCGAGUUCGACCCGAAGCAACAACAAUCGCAAACGACAGCAGAAGAUCUGACGAGUGUCAUGCAAGAAUUGCGUCAACGAUUCGACAAUCGGGUGAACCAGAACCCUGUUCCGGCUCAAUCUGUGCAGAAGGAGGAGCAGAAAGAACAGCUCAACUAUCGUCAGAGGAAGUUUGCUUUCCUGGAGAAACAUGGCCACGCAUUCUGGGCCCAGAGCGCGCAUCACCUUCUCAGCGAUAGGAAGAAACCACCAUCGCGUAGAUCCUGUCGUCGUGUAGGGCCGCAAUAUGACUGCUUUUCUGGAUGUCAUCACACCAAAUCCUGCCCAGCUCUCUUCGAGUAUUCCCCUGAAGUGAUGAAGUUUAUUGCUGACUGCGAAGCUAGAACUGGCCACAGACACACUGCCUUCUCGAUUAAAAAGUCCAAGUUGGAAACCUUGGAGGAGUGUGACGAAGAGGAAGAGGAACAACUGUCAUCGUAUUCUGUUGAGGCCAUUGGCCGUCCUUCCUGCUCUAGCCGCCGACUCAUUGUCAGGUCCUACGACUACCUCACUCCUACUUCACUUGAUGCUGUGACCGCUAACUUUAGGAGCGACCAGGCAGCCAGCAAUUUGACAUCAUCUUCUGACGACUACUUUGGCCAGUCAUCUGAAAACUUUAGUCUUGAGCCUCUGCUAGGUUCACUUGAGGAUAUCAAUCCUACAAAGACUUGCCUUCCGACUACCAUGCAUAAAAAGUUUUACUUCUUGGAAAAGGACUUCUUGGAAAAAGAGUGGUGUAGUUCUGUUGCUGAUGUUACUUGGUCUUGGGAACGUCGUGUGCAUACAAUGGAAGAGCUUGAUCCGGAAAAAUGGCAAUUGUUGGAAUACUCUGCUAGACCCUUUGCCUCAUUCGACGACUUCUUCACUAAAUCGGCGUCUACCGGAAAUGUCAACUCCACGAGCACUCAAUCAGUUCCAACAAUAACUAGAUCGGCGUCUACUGGCCUUUUGGGAACACGCACACUUGAAGAUUCCUACUAUUCCCCUUCCAAAGCUCUAAAGCUAUGUAAAAAAGUAAGGAAGUUGGCUUUGCAAGCCAAAAGUGCGGACGCCUUCUUCAAAUUGAUUCCAGACGAUUUGCUCGACAGCUUCUUGUCCGACUACAACAUGUUGGUGCGCCAAAAAAUGUUGGAAGAGCAAUGUGAUAACUAAUGAAAACAGCCCUAAAAAGCUGAUGAUUGAGUGAGAGAUGACAAUAAGAAUGGGUGUGAAU